AACACCUGGCAACACACAGUACUGCUGUCUCGGUAGAUCAGACAGACGUCAUACAUUUUUAUUAUCUCUUUAUCCAAUUUAUCUAAACAAAAGGAUUUCCAGAUGGUAUUAAAAAAUUGGUGUAUUAGUGUACACAAAUAAGUUUUGUGCAGUGCUCUUUAUUGUUUUGAGGGAAUCUCAUUAUGUGAACACUUUCUCUUUGCUGCCCGACUGACCGUGAGUUGCGACAUCGAAAAUGAGUAUAGCGAGAGAAAUAUUGUUCUCUGUCGUGCCCGCGGCCCCCGCAAACAGCUCUAAUGGCACGGACGACGAGGGCUGCAUGCUGGUGAACCCCUCACAGAACGUUAUCAUCACCGGAGCGUAUAAUGGAAUACCGCAAACAUUGAUUCUCAACUUGAUAGCAUGGUCGAGUUUGAUCAUACUAUUCACCGUACUGAGGCGGACUGCGUGGAAUUAUGGGCGUAUGGCGCUCGUGCAGCGCACUAAGAGCCGCUGGACGAACUUGUUUUACCGCGGUGGAGACAACGACGCGCUGGUAGAGCGGCGGCGUAGCCAUGACGAGUCGUCCAACAUCGAUGAGGGCUUCUUCACGUGGCUGCCGGCCGUGUUCCGGCUCACCCGUGAGCAGGUGCUGGCCAAGUGUGGCCCAGAUGCUGUUCACUACCUCUCCUUCCAAAGACACGCAAUAACCCUCAUGUUUAUUGUCACGCUAGUCUCCAUUGGCAUCAUCUUGCCCGUCAACUUCCAAGGAAACAAUCUUGAUGUCGAUGUGAGCACAUUCAGUAAAACAACACUGAGUAACCUGAACGGGAGAUCUUAUUGGCUAUGGGUGCAUACUCUGAUAAGCAUCUCAUUUCUACCAAUAUCUGUGCUCAUCAUGAGGAGAUGUACUGGCCGUAAGCCAGUGCCCACAUCACUCACGGGCACCAUAAUGAUCACAAACAUAUCAAAAGCAGACAGGAAUGAGUCUACAAUAAGAGCUUACUUUGCUCACAAUUUCCCGCAUAUACAAAUUAUAGAUCUCCGUCUUGCUUACAAUAUCAACAAAUUGAAUGAAGUGCAAGAGCAGAAGGACAUGGUCAAUGAAGCAUUAUUCUACAGCGAUACAUACUUCAAGAAGACUGGGAAACGUAUCACAGUAAAGCCAAAAUGGUGUGGCCCUGAACUGGAUGCCCUGGAGUAUUACAUUAAUGAAGAGAAGAGACUCAAGGAUGAAGCUAAGAGGUGUCGUGCGAUGGUGCUCAAUGACCCCCUGGGUAUUGCAUUCCUAACAUUACCAUCUUAUCAACUUGCUGAGCAUGUGAUCAGCCACUUCAGCCUACACCGUGACUGGGUGUUGUCUCACGCAACCAACCCUGCUGACAUUAUUUGGGAGAAUCUGAGUGUGCAACCAGGUGUGUGGUAUGUAAAAGCCAUUGUUGUCAAUUUCUUCCUGUUCAUUGUGUUGUUCUUUUUAACUACCCCUGCGAUUGUUGUUAACUUAUUUAACACAAUGGUGGAGAAGCCUGAAUCCCUGAGCAGGAUUAGCAGCAUCAUAUUCGAGUUCCUCCCCACCUUGCUGCUGUGGACCAUGGCUGCUGUGAUGCCUGCCAUUGUUGCAUUCUCUGAUAAAUUUCUCUCACAUUGGACCAAGUCCCAACAAAACUAUUCUAUUAUGACCAAGACUGUCUCUUUCCUCCUGCUCAUGACCUUGAUCCUGCCCUCCCUAGGGCUAGCCAGUGCUGAGACCUUCGUCAUGUGGACCCUGCACCACCAGAACGACACAAUGCGGUGGGACUGCGUAUUCUUACCAGACAAAGGCGCCUUCUUUGUCAACUACGUAAUAACCUCUGGCUUCAUCGGUACAGCCCUCGAGCUGAUCCGUUUCCCCGAGCUAUUUCUGUACGUAUGGUACCUACUCCAGUCAAAAUCUAAAGCCGAGAAGAGUUACGUGAAAAAGGCCAUAUUGUACGAAUUCCCAUUCGGAGUUCACUACGCAUGGAGCAUAGCGAUAUUCUCCAUCACAAUGGUGUACAGUCUCGCGUGUCCGCUGAUCGCUCCGUUCGGCCUUCUCUACUUAAUGUUCAAGCACGUCGGGGAUAAGCAUAACUUGUACUUUGCGUACGGCCCGUGUGACAUGAGCGGCGUGGGCGGCGGUCGCAUCCACUCCACGGCCGUGCGGCUCAUCCGCAUCUCGGUGCUGUUGCUGCUGAUUAACAUGGCCGCGUGGGCAGGUCUCAGGGCCGGUUUCGAAGCGCGGACCAUCAUCCUUAUUAUGGCGUCUAUUGUUGCGUUCGGGACUUUCUUGCUGCUAAGUCCGUUCCCCAGCUGCACGCCGCCCGCCCCCCUGCAGGCGGAGUCGAGCGUGAGUUUUCCCGAGUACGUGGCGCCGGCGCUGACGAGGCCGCUGGAGUCGCCGCCCAGCUCUACACCUACCACACCGGACUACGGCGCCUCCUCGCCUGUCACCCAGCAUACCUACAGUCCAGAGCCGAUAAAUAUAUAAAUAGCGAAAUACCAUUAUCAAGUUUAAUUACGAAUUCGCGUUAUGAUGUUAUCGCACGAUAAUAAAUGUGACGGAUAAUGUUUGAUAUAACGAUUAGGAGUUUUAAAUGUAAAUAACUAAAUGCAAUAUUUUUAUAUUAUUAUUGAUCAAGUUGCUGUCUGAGAUCUUAUGUUGUUUAGUUUGAACACUUAAAAGUAAACUACCGCAUUCAACUAUUUUAUGGGAAUAAGUACUAAUAACCUAUCAUAACAAUAGCGGUCCCGAAGGGCCUAACUAAUGAAUAUUUUUGUAGUAUGUUUUGGCAUAAUACUAGUAACUAUGUUGCACACUGGGUGAUUGUGUGAUUAGAAAGUAGUUACUUACAACACUAAUUAGUUUCA
Messenger RNA from Manduca sexta (tobacco hornworm), 2865 nucleotides. It is a transcript of the gene Tmem63, whose product is annotated as CSC1-like protein 2. The transcript has a single exon. Bases 236 to 2485 code for a protein of 749 amino acids. Gene Ontology annotation, cellular component: plasma membrane. The record is from RefSeq and is a predicted model, not a curated record. Lineage: Eukaryota; Metazoa; Arthropoda; Insecta; Lepidoptera; Sphingidae. Gene Ontology annotation, molecular function: calcium-activated cation channel activity.